This is a messenger RNA of Haliotis rubra (blacklip abalone), 2803 nucleotides long. Its product is annotated as non-POU domain-containing octamer-binding protein-like. Gene Ontology annotation, cellular component: nucleus. The record is from RefSeq and is a predicted model, not a curated record. Gene Ontology annotation, biological process: regulation of DNA-templated transcription. NCBI's taxonomy places the organism in Eukaryota, Metazoa, Mollusca, Gastropoda, Lepetellida, Haliotidae. Gene Ontology annotation, molecular function: RNA binding.
GCAUGUCCUUUCCGACUCAUUAACAUAAAGUGUCGAGACGCCAUUUUCACUUGUUCAAAAAGAAAGAUGAUGAGAUCAGGAAACUUCACGAGACCUGCGGGUAACUUUCGGGGUCAAGGCAACUUUAACAGGAAUCAGGGACAAUUCAACAGAAAUCAAGGCGGGGGUAAUUAUGGAAGAUAUCAAAAUCAACAAGGCGGUGGAUAUCAAGGACAGGGAAACAAUUAUGGCGGACGCCAGCAGAAUCAAGCUAAAAGCCCUGGCAAGUAUGAACCACCGAAGAAAACCCCCACGCCAACUAAGCCGUCGAAACCAGAUGAGGUCAAGUCUGUAAAAACUGAUCAAAAGCAGGAACUUAAAACUCAGAUGCCUCCACCAGCCCAAUCUCCGAAGAAAGACACCACAACCCCACCUGCUCAAAAGACGACUCCUAAAGCCACCACACCAGCCAAGAAAGACGAACCAGCCAAACCGACAGGGAAUGGGACCUCGACUCCGAAAACUGAUGUUUCUAGCGAACAGAAACGACCCCAUCAGUCGCCCAAAUCACAACAGGCGAAGCCACAAGACCAACAGACUCAGAAUAAGCCCCCCAACUUCCAGAAUCAGAAACAGGACAGACCACAGAAUACAUUUCAGAAACAAGACAGGAAUCAGAACACUAACAACCAGAAACAGGAUAGAUCACAGAACAGCUUUCAGAGGCAGGAUAGACAGGGCGGCGGAGGCGGCUUUCAGAAGCAGAAACAGUACAAUAAACAAAACCGUGAAAGGGAUUCAAGUUUUUCACGAGGAGAUCAGUAUAUGUCUUUUUCAGAUCAGGGCCCAAAAGAAGAAAAGAAGUUCACAGGCAGAUGUCGACUAUUUGUUGGCAAUUUAACACCAGAUGUCACAGAAGAUGACUUCAAGAAGAUGUUUGAACAGUAUGGAGAGGUCUCUGAGGCAUAUGUCAACUCAGGAAGAGGAUUUGGCUUCAUUCGCAUGGACUAUCGUCAUAAUGCUGAAGCAGCAAAGGCAGCCCUAGAUGGCUUGCAGAAGAAAGGAAGAACCUUGAGGGUGAGGUUUGCCACGCAUGGUGCUGCACUAAAAGUCAAGAACAUACAUGCUUAUGCAUCCAAUGAACUUCUUGAAAGUGCCUUUCAACAGUUUGGAGACCUUGAAAGAGCCAUUGUAAUUGUGGAUGACCGUGGAAAGCCAACAGGAGAUGGAAUUGUUGAAUUUGUUCGUAAACCAGGAGCACAACAGGCACUAAGAAGAAUCAAUGAUGGAAUCUUCCUUUUGGGAUCAUCUCCCAGACCUUUAGCUGUGGAGCCGCUUGAGCAGACAGAUGAGGAUGAUGGCAUGCCUGAAAAAUUCUUGAACAAGAAUGAAGGUUACAAAAAGGAAAGAGAAAAGGACCCUCGUUUUGCAAUGCCUGGUUCAUUUGAGUGUGAGUUUGCACAGAGAUGGCGUCAAAUUGAUGACAUGGAAAAGGAGAGAAUAGACCGAGUGAAGAAGGAAAUGGAGGAUGCCAGGCUUAGAUUGGAUGAUGAAAUGCAGGGUGCUCUCAUUGAGUACCAAGCUGAGCAGAUAAGAAAAGAUCUGAUGCGUCAGCAAGAAGAGUUGAGAAGACUGGAAGAGAUGAGACAACAGGAUCAGAUGCGCCGUCGACAGGAUAUGGAAAUGAGGCAACGUGAAGAAGAGCGCAUGAGAGUGGAGGAAGACCGUCGUCUUCAAGAGAUGAUGAUGAACAGACACAGUGGACCUAUGGAUCAAGGUGGACCCAGAGGUCGUGAAGAAAUGAUGGGUGGAAUGCGUGAUGGUCCGAGAGGAAUGAAAGAUGGAGCACCACCACUGCCCCCACCACCUGCCCCUCCUGCAGGCAUGGGGUUAGAUAGAUCAGGACGCCCUAGUCAGAUGUCAAGCAGCUUUCAGCAUGGUUCCAACAUGGGCAGUGGAAUGGGUGGUAGCGGUCAAAUGGGUGGGAGUGGAAGCCAGGGAGGCAGCAUAGGUGGAAUGGGAGGCAGCAUGCAGCGUCAAUCACGCUUUGAUCAACAAGGAGGGAGCUUUGAGGGAGGGUUCCAGUCUGGGGGUGGGAUGGGUGGUCCCAUGGGUGGUAGUAUGAGUAGCAGCCAAGGAAACAUGUUUGGCGGUCAAGGCAUGGGUGCUCCCGGCAACAUGGGUGGAGGUAAUGGAGGCCCAGGAAUGAGAGGCGAUCGCAUGGACCGACGACGAGAAGGUGGACCAAGAGAGGAAUAUGGAGACUUGAAGAGAAGGAGAUACUGAGAUUUCUUGAAAACACAAACGUUUUCAUCAUUUCUCACUGACUUGUGAGCAAGAUUGUGCUAUGCCCUGUUUGGGCUUGACUUGCAACAUGAAUAAUUCCAUAUUCUUAAUCAUGAACAUUUUUUUAAUGAUUUGGUCCGAAGGCCAAAGGAGACAUUAUUGUAUAUGUUCCAAGUCUAUGUGCGAUUUUAGGAUGUCAGUAUUUGUUUUCAAUCGUAUCAGUCAUGUUUGGUGUCCCUCAUCGAAAAAAAACAGCAGACAUUAUGAUGACCUAGAGGACAUCAAGAAGAUUAAUGCUUCUGUUGUAAGGUCUGUUUAUUUGAACUAUUAACAUAAGUUUUAUUUUGCUUCCACUUAUUGCUGUCAUUGGUUUUAAGAUUAGGGUACUUGUUUUCAUUAUAUCACAGUCAUGCAUGUUUCUUUAGAUCACUUUAACUUUUGCAUAUGUGAAAAUAGCAUUCAUAAUCUUAAUCGUUACAUUGAAGAGUUGUUGUGUAUGUAGUAGUACUUGUAAUAAAAGUUGUCCUUAACAUGAAAA